AGCGGGUGCGGCAGUGUUGGCUGAGUGGUCUGGUGAGCAGGUGGUGGCCGGGACCUUGUUGUAGCGCCCGUGGGAGUCCAGUCCGUGUGCAGUGUUGACCAUCGCCGCCCGCCGUGGCCGCCUGCUCAUUGAGCCCCGCACCGUGUGGUGCCGCCCUCUGCUGUGUGUGUCGUGCGUAUAGUGUGGCUGCCGUUGUCGGGCGGCGGAGCAAGGGACGGUCGUAAGGUGAGCUCUUGACCUCCGCUCCUCUCCUCUCCCGUCUAUCUUCACGCCAUGGAAGAUUCCGCCAGCUUCAAGGUGAGCGUCGAGUCGUGGAUGUCCGGCAUGAUGAACGGCAUGGACUCCUGCACUCAAAAUGGCACCGCCUCGUCCAACUCGUCCCAGAGCGGCCACAUCGAGGAGUCCAAGACAAACCUCAUCGUUAAUUACCUGCCUCAGAACAUGACCCAGGAAGAAAUCCGCUCCCUGUUCUCAUCUAUAGGCGAGCUGGAGUCCUGCAAAUUAAUCAGAGACAAGGUCACAGGUGAGUCAGGUGAGAUAGAGGGUGACGAAGCAGGCCUGGUGGCCGGGGGACUGAAGCGUCAGAGCCUGGGCUACGGGUUCGUCAACUAUGUCCGGCAAGACGACGCUGAGCGAGCCAUCAACCAGCUCAACGGGCUACGACUCCAAAACAAAACUAUUAAGGUGUCGUACGCGAGGCCGAGUAGCGAGGCCAUCAAGGGGGCCAACCUAUACGUGUCGGGCCUGCCCAAGUCUAUGACCCAGCAGGACCUGGAGGGCAUGUUCCGCGCCUACGGCUCCAUCAUCACCUCUCGAAUCCUCUGCGACAAUAUUACAGGAUUGUCAAAGGGCGUGGGUUUUAUCCGGUUUGACCAGCGUAUUGAGGCGGAGCGAGCUAUCCAAAAAUUGAACGGUACAAUCCCAGAAGGCGCAGCAGAGCCCAUCACUGUCAAAUUCGCCAAUAACCCCUCGAAUAACAACAAAACGGUGCCGCCCCUGGCAGCGUACCUGUCCCCUCUGACGCGCCGCUACGGCGGACCCAUCCACCAUCCAGCAGGCCGCUUCCGCUACAUUCCCCUCUCGCCCCUUACCAGACAUUCCUUGGUGUUCCCUCAAGUGAAAACGAUAGAUUCACUGCCGGAGGAGCCCUCAAAUCUUGCCCAAGAUAUGAAAAGCAAGUUAGUGUAUUCCCCCGGGUCGGGUGAUAACCUGCUGGGGAACUCCCUCCUCCCCGGCAGUGCCCUCAACGGUUCCGGUUGGUGCAUAUUCGUUUAUAACCUAGCGCCAGAGACCGAAGAGAACAUCCUGUGGCAGCUUUUUGGACCCUUCGGUGCCGUGCAGAACGUGAAGGUUAUCCGCGACCUACAGACCAACAAAUGUAAGGGCUUUGGCUUUGUCACCAUGACCAACUACGACGAAGCCGUGGUCGCCAUCCAGUCUCUGAACGGCUACACGCUUGGCAACCGUGUUCUCCAAGUUUCGUUCAAGACCAACAAGCACAAGAGUUAAGGUGGGCCGCUACCCGACGUCCGGGCUGUGGUGGCGGUGCUGCAGCCCGGGGGCGCCACAGCUGUUGCCCUCUGCGGGCAGCAGCACAGGCGCUGCCCGCCACGUCACUCGUCUCCUCCCGGUGGCGGGUGUGGUCCACACGGCCCCCCCACGACGGCGUGGCCCACACCAUGGGGGUCAUGUGCUAGUCAGGUCCAGAGGACCCUGGGGUGUCCCACUCCGUAACUGGCAGCAGUAAAAGCUGUAGCAGCGACAGGAAUGUCUGUAGCAGCCACGGCAGGGGCUACCGGCGGCUGAGGUACACAGCCACCACCAGCCUGGCCCCCUGCUACCCGGACUGGGCCCCCACACCCCCCCCGCCGCACUACAUGUGAGGCGCCCUCGCGGGGAGGUCGUUCUGCGCCCGCCCCCCGCCAUCCAAAUAUAUGUAUAUUAGAACGUACUUACUACAAACAAUUUAUCAAGAGUCAUAUGAUCUGAUUAUCCCAAAGCAGAACUAGUCGGCUAAGUGAGGAUGUAUCACAAGGUGCUAGUCGCACUAAGGCCAGUAGUGGGCUCUGUUGAGCGCCACUCACCGCUGAUAUCAUUAAUACUGUAAGUUGUCAAGUUGUCGAGUCCUCAAAACCUUGUGUGAAUGGGUUUGCGCUGCUGGAAGUGGGUGUAGGCAGGCCCGUGAGCGUGGGAGGUGUGGGCGUGUGUGUGUGAGCAUGUACCACGCCCACCCCCGCGCCACCCUGCCUACACACACCAAGCACGCGCUCUUAUUUAUUGAUAUUUAUCUCAUAUUUAAGGCUAAGUGUAUUUUUAUUGUCUUUACUAAUGUACACUUAAAGAAAUGAGUGUAACGGAAUUAUUUUGCCAGUCUGUGGAAAAAUAGUUAGUAUUUUGUUUCUUACCUUGUCAAGGAAAAUAGUUUAGUAUUUUGUGUUUAUUUACCUUGUCAAUAAUGAGCAGCAAUAGAAUCUCACUUUUUCUUUUAGGUUGUGUUCUUGCUUAAAAGUAAGCAAGUUUUCUAGUCUUUAUUUCAAGUCAAUUAUGUAUCGUAGGUUGAUUUUCCUAGGUGUAGUUUCACGUUUUUCAAUAAUUUCAAUGUGAAAAAAAGGUUUAUUUCUUGUCUUUUAUGAUUGUCACAUUUUCUUUAUUUCUGUAUACACCAAAUGUCAAUCACCAUUUUAGUUCUGAAUGGCUGGGAAAUAAAUUUAGUUUGUUUAUUUGAGUUUGCCUUUUUAUUUAGUUGUCACUUUAUUUGGCCCCUUUUAGUUCCCCACUAACACGUUGCACGGCGAAGCUUACGCACGGGUCCCUUAGUUGUUCACAUGUGUGUUUACAGCACCAGUAGGGGGUGGUGCCACCCAGCCGCCCGCACCACGCCCGCUCCUGCCAAGUUAAUAAGUGGGCGGACUCAGGCUGACACUGGCGGCUGUGAGGGCGGGCGGCUGGGUGACAGGAUCCCCGUCCUCUGCUGCCACCCAUGUUCCUCGCCGCACCCACCCGCCGCCCAUUGCAUGCCGCCCCAGCAGGAGUAGCGAGCGUGGCAUCGGCGAGGGCGUCAUGGUGGGCACAUAACCAACCGUUGCGUUGAGUUGGUCGUCUUGGUUUGCUUCUUGGGACUUGUGUUUUGGGUUUUUGAGGAUAAAACCGCGCAAGUUAAGCACACAAAGUACUGGUUGUCCUCGAGCCGUGGUCCUCGAGCAGGUGUCACAAUAAAGACUACUUAACGAUCGACCCUUCUGUACUAAUCUGCUGUCAAGGUAAGGAUAAGGGAAACUUCCAUGCAAACCUAAAGAUUAUCUUGAGAAAAUGUGUCUAUUUUUGUACAGAAAUUUAGAUAAAGAACCCUAAUAACAUUCCUGCAUCAAUCGAUAUAAGUCAAUAAUAAUAAUGAUAAUGAUAAUUAAUGAUUAUUAUUAAUAUUAUUAUUAUUAUUAUUCCUGCAUCAAUCGAUAUAAGUUAAGCAUAUGUAGAUGGCAGUGUUGUGAUUCGAGUUCCGAAUUUUGCAGUCUGAUUUUGAAUCUCACCCUUCGCGCACCCUAUUUGUAAGGGUGACUUUUCUGAAGCACAUCAGAUUAUUCAACCCUACAUUUCACUCAGUGUCAGAUGUGUAUGUACGGGUGAUAUUUUUCUACCGAGAUUGUAGUCUUCGGAACUCCUCUUUAUAUACCCGCCGAAGCACCCGUUAAGAACAGACACGGUGGUUCUUCUGUUCAUAGAGGGUUUUAACAAGUUUUAUCAGUUUUUUAUAUACAGUACCAAAGGCUAGUUGUCGGCACUUGUCUAUAAUAAUUAUGUCUGUGGGGCUAUAAUUAUUAAGUGGUUGAAAGCCCUCUUGGGAAGGCCAACAAAUGUAACACACAUGUACCCAAUUUUAAACAUCAAGGAAGCAAGGACAUACAAAAAGUAAAAAAAAAAAAAAAAUUGAGCAAAAAAUAUCUUAGGGUCUGGAAGGCAAAGGUUUGACGUAGAUGGGUGCCACUGUUUUGGGUUUCUUGGUGUACGGUGCCAAGAUUUAGAUAAGGAUGGUGUGGAUGCUGGUCUCUCUAGGCUGGACAUGUAGAUGGUUUGUACUCUGGGGACUGUUGCCUAUGAGGUAAUUACAGUUGUUGUUAGGACUGUUGAAAAGUAGUUUGUGAAGGUAUUUUUAUGCUGAGAAUAUAUAUGAAAGAUUGCUAUCACCCCCGUUCAUAUUAUCCCUCUAUGAAUGAAUCAACGAAAUAGAUUAAUAUUGAUAAUGGUACUUCUUGUUGAAUAGAUUUGAUGUUAAUGAAGCGCAGGUGAACAGAUACAUUCCUCUUUCCGUCACAAAUAUUUGCGUUCUAGUCGACUGCCCCAAAGGUGACUCGCGCGAGGCUAGGCGGCGGUGCCACACGGGAUAGGUGGUGGUGGGUAGGGGCCACUAUCCCCCCAGCGGUGCCUCCCUCACGCUCUCACCACCUCUACCACCACCCACUCACUCACUCACUUGCUCGCUUGCUCGCUCGCUCGCUAGCUCUACUACUUAAUCAACCCUCACCAGCAAAAUGAAUUGUGUUGCUUCAUUUCAGGGCAAGGAAUUUAAGUCACAAAUCUUAGCAUUAAAAGCCUUUGCUCACGGAACUGCAGGGAUAUUUUCGGUAAGCAACAAUUAAAUGUUAAUGGAAGUAAAUUUGUGGGGGAAUUGGCGGGUUGUGAGUGGGAUGUGAGGUAGAGAUGGGCGUGAGGGAAGUCCUGAGGCUGAUGUAACCACGCCCACGCCGCCCGCAGCACCCGCCCGUCGGCCACGCUGCCUCCCUCAAUACAUUUUUGCGGGAGUCAGUACCCACAGACUUUGGUUUCAGGAUUUAUUUAUUAAGAUGGUAAACACGUGUAUUGCAUGAUAAAUCCUAUACUCAGUGUAACCAAAGGUGCAUUAACAGUUGGAUCUCAGAAUAAUGUUCGUUCAAAGGAAAAGUUGGGCGCAGGUGUAAGUGUUGGACGGUUGAUAGUUUACCUGCUCAGGCGGAGUGUUUGGCCAGGUGGGCCGCCCCUCUGGCUGGGGCCGUGUUCCUGGUCAGGGGUGCGGCCCGCUGUCCACCACCGGACCGCGCCACAGAGUGAAGGACUUUACGGAUGCAAAUUCCCCGGUGCCGCCCUCCCCUAGCGGCGCCCCUUCACGUGGCUGGCAGUGUGGCCACCCCCGAGUAGGCGGCGGCGGACGGGGGUGGGCGGACACUGCCCUAGUAACGCGGGCGGUGCAGCGAGUCGGAGCCGUCGCCCCUCUGCCACAAGCAGUGACUAUGUGGCGCGACUGGUGGUGGUGGUGCGGCACUCCGACUUCGCUCGCUGCCGCACACGUAAAACCCAGUCUGUCAAUGUGUUUGUCGAUUACGAUGCAUUCAGUUUGCAUUUUACCGCGUAUCUAGUAUCGUAAUUUAUAAUAUAUUAUUGUAUCUAUUUGUCAUCUUCUUGUAUAUUAUUCAAGUCUAGUUUGAAUAUUGUUCAUAUUAUUAUUCCUCUUAGAAGGGAGCAUGCGGAGUCUCCUACUCGCCUCCAGAUUGUGUACCCAACCAAAUUGGUUCCCGGGCGAUGGUGGGGGCGAGGGCGCGCGCGUGGGCGGGACCCGUCGAUAGCACAAACCACCCGCGCCUUGGGCCGCCCACGCCGGUUCCCGCCCGCACCAUGGCCCUUACAGCCACACUCCGCAUGUCUCCCAACACUUGGAUUUAUUGUAUAUGUAAUGUAAACCUUUUCUCCUCUUUGUGUGUUGUAGCCUACUAGGUUUAACGCCACACUCCCACUCCGGCUGACGGGCCCUGCACGCCGCGUCACCCGCAGGCGUCACCAAUGCUGCCCGCUACGCCCGUCUUGGUGCUUGGUUCACGCCGCCCGCCGCCCACCAGUGCUGCCCUUUCCGCCCCCGGCACCGCAGCUCGCAUCGUCCCCUCACGCCGCCGCCGCCACUACCUCCGUGACAGUGGCGGCGAUGGCUGGCGGACGGGCGGGCGGCGAGGGUGGGGAUGGGAGGGCGGCCGUGGCGGGUGCGUGUCUACGUGCGUGCGUCCUGGAGGGAAGUUCUCUGGUGCCACGUUGUUUCGCAAGCUCUCACUCAAUCAUUCCAUGUUCUCUGUGUCUGUGUUUGUAUUGAGUCUAAACUGCAACUUGUUAACGACUUUGGGGGUCUAAUCCGAAUACCUCGACAACAAAUGAUGCAAUAAUGUCUUUUAUCCGACUCUUAUUGUAGAGUAGUCUAUGAAGAUUAUAAUAAAAGUCAUCCAAAGAGAAGUAGUGGUUUCAAAUCUAAAUUUUUAUUAUAAAACGCCUUGGGACACCAUCUCUGGCACAACUAUUUUGUAAGUGUUACAGAUGAAUUUUUGAGCAAAUACCGCUGGGGAUGGUGACCCGAGCCUUGGCCGUAUGUUUCCACACCCGCCAAUUCUUGAUUUGCCACGUGAAGUACAUGAUGAUAGUGUCGGGCAGCCGCCAGCUAGCGCGCCGCCUGGCACGGGUGUCCGCCGCGCGCGGCCGCGGGACCCCGGUCACCCUGGUCGCCGCGGUGACCAGCCACGUCACGCAGCCACCUUUACUUUUCUGCCCGUUAAACCAGGCAGGACUUUGUUGGUGUUAGACUGGCCAUUCUAGUUACAUAUGCAAUUGUUUACCAGCCCUGCCGUCACCAGUCCGUUGUGGUGGGGAGCACAGGCAGCCUCACCUAGCCUCCCUGCGGCGUCACCGCACCACCCGUUGUUGACCCACCCGCCCACCUACGCCACCCAUCCAUCUGGCCUGGAUAGGUGGGGGCGAGGGCGGGCGGGCGGCCCGCACCGGCCGCUCAUCUUGGCUCGGGGGCCUGACCACCGCUGGCCCGGGCUGACUCAGUUGCCGCCUGUAGGCGCCACUUUGGUUGUUGUGUUGCCCCCGAGUGGGCGGCAGCCAGCUCUGCCGCCCACGCCAUGCCCCGCCACAUGUCAUGGAAUGGCCACCUCCUUCUGUACUGUUCAGCUUCUGUAGAGUGCCGCCGCUAGGUGUCUGUGUGUAUGGUUUACAUUACCUCCGGGCGUCGUACGCGCUGCCCCCCGCCCUGGCACCCACCAUCACCACGCCUGCGCCGCCCUCACCAGGCCAUGCGCAUGGGCGGGGACAGCAGAGCACCCACACCCGGGUUUUGUCUCCUGACAUCUUUAGCACGUAAGACUUUUCUCCUGAUAAUUAUCAUUCUUCUUAUUUAGAGUAAUAAUCCGAUAUACAGGCAUAUAGUAUGAGCGCUUCUGUAUAAGUUACCGUAGUCUAACUAUUAAUAUUAUUAUAUUUAAUGUGUCAUUAGUCUAUCUGUUUGCUUGUUUAACUUGUCGAGUGUAGAGCCAUGGGUUGGAUUUUGGUUAUUUUGGUCACAUGUUCGCAAAGGAAAUUAAAAGAAAAUCCAGAUGACAUAUUUGUAAUUUGAGAUAUGAAGUAAGAAAUAAUUUUAGCAGAGCCUACGAGGACCCCCGAGACAGCCCGCCCCCGCGCGCGGCCACGAAGGUAUCAUACUGCUGCCCUACGCCCACAACUGGAAUGGCCAAACUCUCUCCCAUCGACUUUGGUUUGAAUACUGUACUGCUCGUAUUACCCAAGUACUUAACCAUUGGUUUUGUCGUGUAUUUGUGUUCCAGCAGUCUUAGACACUAAACAAAGUUGUAGAUCAUAAGUUCUUUGCCAGUUCAUGUAAGUUCCCCCUUCAAUUUUCGCUGGGAUCCGGUCUCCGUUAUCUUUGAGUUGUCAGUCGCUCUUGGAGGCGCGCCGACCGGCCGAGCCUCUCCUGUUCCUCUGCCUCCUCCACUUCCUCGCCCACCCUUUGUCUUCUUUCUUUUUUCUUCCUCCACUUUCUAUUUGUCAUAUACCUCUUUAAAACACCCCCUCCCCAUCCCUCCUGACCCCUAUCCUGGUCCUCCCCCUCCUCCUGCAAGGUGCCCCAAACUUUGCUCUGCAGCCCAAAAUGCCACCACCACCCGCGUUCUUCUUGCCCUCAUGUUUCCUGUCACUCGUAAUGAGGCAAUUGUGAUUUUGGCAAGGACCUGAACAAUUAACCAAAAAGUUGAGCAGGGAGCUUUCCACCGCUGUUUAUUUAUUUACCGAUGUUUUAGGCCGCGAGGGUUGGUGCACUGUGGGUGAGGGCCGCUGGGGGAAGAGCGAGCUGGAUCAUAACCCCCAGCAGGUGUUGUUGUUUUUUUAAUAAUAAUAAAAAUAAUUAGAACCAACGUGCGCGAGCACCCUCCCUCACUAACCCUUUGGUCACGGGGUGCCGCCUCCCUUACAAUUCUCAUCAAGUUGGCUAAUUCACCAAAAUAUAAUAAUAGUAGUAAAACCAGCCCCAAACAGUGCAUUAAAAACAAACAUGUGAUAUUGGCUUGAUGGUUUUGCCUGCCAGGUGAAUGUAUUUUUUAAUAAUAAGUUGUUGGCCGCUUUGGUCCCCAGAGCCCACCCCAGUUGCACAACCUCAGGCUGAGCUGGAGAAGCCCCUGACCAAUUUUUGUACACAGCGAUGCAGAUCGAUCUUGUUGUCGUUUCCAAAGGUAGUUUUGGUUGUAUUGCAAUAUUUGUACUUUUCCAUGUUGAAACCUUAAACAAUAAAUUAUUGCAAGACAUGUU
Homarus americanus (American lobster) is the source of this 8589-nucleotide messenger RNA. Its product is annotated as ELAV-like protein 1. Gene Ontology annotation, cellular component: ribonucleoprotein complex. The coding region runs from base 274 to 1509 and encodes 411 amino acids. Gene Ontology annotation, molecular function: RNA binding. The transcript has 8 exons. The record is from RefSeq and is a predicted model, not a curated record. Lineage: Eukaryota; Metazoa; Arthropoda; Malacostraca; Decapoda; Nephropidae.